Molecule: messenger RNA, 3624 nt
Organism: Striga hermonthica
Lineage: Eukaryota; Viridiplantae; Streptophyta; Magnoliopsida; Lamiales; Orobanchaceae
Source: the annotation of a GenBank genome assembly
AUGGCCCCAUUGAAGAAGACGAGCAACGGCCGGUCGCCGAUGGUCAAUCCGCAGCGUCAGAUCACCGCAUUCUUCGAAAAGAAGCCGGAAUCGUCGCCCUCUCCUUCACCUUCGCCAUCGCCCAUUCUCUCUAACCCGAAUUUGACCUCUGCCUCACCAGUUAGCUCCAUUAAAAAAUCGACGUGCAUGAAGCCCUUUAUUGCUGUCACCCCGAAUUCGGCAUCUGCCUCACCUGAAUCUCGGAGCUCCGAUAAAAAAACACGCGGGCCUGAUGCUGUUGACAGGAGGAUCAAGGUGUAUUGGCCAUUGGAUAAGUCUUGGUAUGAAGGUUGCUUGAAGUCUUUCGACAAGAUAUCGGGCAAGCAUCUGGUGCAGUAUGAUGACGGCGAGGAGGAGCUGACGAAGAAGAAGCUCCGGAGGCUUAGAAGACUGUCGGUGGUGGAAGACGAUGAGGACGUUAAUGGCGUUCUUAGUGAUAUCCAAGAAGUAGAAGAUGAUUCGGGUGCUGAGGAUUGGAAGGGAAAUGAUGAAAAUGAAAUGUUAGACGAUGAGGACGGAUUGGAGGAUAUGAACUUGGAGAUGGAAAAAGAGGAAUCUGGAAAGGAUGGUCUUGGGAAGAAGAGGAGCUCCCGGAAAAGGAAUGUGAGUGAAAAAGAACAAAUGUCGUUGGCCAACAAGAAAGGCAAAUUUGAUGGAGGGUUGAAAAAUAGUGCUGCAGAGGUCUCAGCUGCAGAAAAGUUGACUGAGCCCAGUAAAAGAAUUAGUCCUUGUAGUGAGAAAGUAUCUCUUGUAGAUAGCUCCAAAAUGGUAGAUGAUGCAGAGAUUGCCAGUCGAGAAGCAGAUAAAUUGCAUUUCCUUGAUGUAAAUCGUAAAGAUGCAAGUGGAAGGCCCCCUGGAGAUGUAAAUUAUGACCCAAGAACUCUUUAUUUGCCGUCAGAUUUUGUGAAAAACUUAACUGUAGGCCAGAGGCAAUGGUGGGAGUUUAAGUCAAAGCAUAUGGAUAAGGUUCUCUUUUUCAAGAUGGGCAAGUUCUGUGAGCUUUUUGAAAUGGAUGCACAUGUUGGAGCCAGAGAGCUUGGUUUGCAGUAUAUGAAGGGGGAGCAACCUCAUUGUGGAUUUCCGGAGAAGAACUUCUCAAUGAAUGUAGAGAAGCUGGCCAGAAAGGGAUAUCGUGUUCUUGUUGUGGAGCAAACAGAGACACCUGAACAGCUUGAGCUUCGGCGAAAGGAAAAAGGCUCUAAAGAUAAGGUUGUGAAACGAGAGAUAUGUGCUGUGGUUACAAAAGGCACUUUAACAGAAGGAGAAAUGCUUUCAACCAACCCUGAUGCUUUCUAUCUAUUAGCAGUGACGGAGGGCUGUCUAACUUCCGCAAAUCAACAAGGAGUUCAUAUAUUUGGUAUAUGUGUGGUUGAUGCUGCAACGAGCAAGAUUGUCCUUGGAGAGUUCAGGGAUGUUGCGGAUUGGCGUUCAUUAUGCAGUUUAUUAUCUGAGUUGAGACCAGUUGAAAUUAUAAAACCUGCUAAGCUGCUUUGUCCUGAGACUGAAAAGGCACUGCUUAGGCAUACAAGAAAUCCUUUGGUUAAUGAAUCGAUUCCCUUUUAUGAAUUCUGGGAUACUGAAAAAACUAUUCGUGAGGUUACGACUAUCUAUCAAGGAGCUGGAAGUUAUUCACGUUCAGCGAGUGAAGUAGUUGCUCAAUCCAGUGAAUCUUUAUUUGAAAUUGAUGGUACAAACUGCCUACCUGAUGUAUUAUCCAAUCUUGUGAGUGCUGGUGAAAAUGGAAGCCAAGCACUCUCAGCUCUUGGUGGCGCUAUUUUCUAUCUGAAACAGGCUUUCUUGGGUGAAACUCUUGUCAGAUUUGCGAACUUUCAAUUGCUUCAGUGUUCUGGUUUUGGUGAAAUAACUCAAAAACCAUAUAUGGUUCUUGAUGCAUCUGCACUGGAAAAUCUUGAGAUAUUUGAGAACAACAGAAAUGGAGAUUCUUCAAGGACACUAUAUGCUCAGUUGAAUCAUUGUGCCACAAUAUUUGGUAAAAGAUUACUUAGAACAUGGCUGGCAAGACCUUUGCAUCAUAUUGAGUCAAUUAAGGAACGCCAGGAUGCUAUUGCAGGACUGAAAAAAGGAGUAAACCAAUCACAUGUUCUUGACUUUAGAAAAGAGUUGUCAAAGCUUCCUGACAUGGAGCGUUUGCUUGCACGCAUCUUUGCUGGCAGUGAAGCUAAUGGAAGGAAAGCAAACAAAGUUGUUCUGUAUGAGGAUGCAUUUAAGAAGCAGCUCCAAGAAUUCAUUUCAGCUCUACGUGGAUGUGAAAUGAUGACGCAUGGAUGCUCUUCACUUGAAGCCAUCUUAGACAAUGUGGAGUCCAGACUGCUGAGUCAUUUAUUAAUGCCUGUCUGUAGGGACUCUGAAGUUCAUUCAAGUUUGAAGCAUUUCAAAAAUGCCUUUGAUUGGGAGGAAGCCAAUCAGUCAGGGCGAAUAAUACCUCGAGAAGGGGCUGAUGUUGAGUAUGAUGCUGCAUGCCAAAUGGUUAGAAAUAUUGAGUCCAAUCUCCAAAAACAUUUAAAGGAACAGAGGAAAGUACUUGGAGAUGCAUCUAUUUGUUUUGUCACGAUUGGAAAAGAUGCAUAUCUUUUGGAAGUGCGUGAAAGUUUAUCACAGAGCAUUCCAAAGGAAUACGAGUUAAGAUCAUCUAAGAAGGGUUUCUGCCGCUACUGGACUCCAGUGAUUAAAGAUUUGAUGAAAGAGCUUGCUCAAGCUGAAUCCGAGAAGGAAGCAAAGUUGAAGAGCAUUUUCCGGAGACUAAUUGAACGAUUCUGCGAGAAUCACAUUAAAUGGAGACAAAUAGUCUCUGCGAUAGCAGAACUGGAUUGUUUAAUCAGCUUGUCCAUUGCAACUAGAUAUUAUGAAGGCCAAACUUGUUGUCCAAUUAUAAACACAAUACAUCAUAAUGACUUGCCAUGCCUUAGUGCUAAGAGUUUAGGACAUCCUGUUCUAAGAAGUGAUGCUUUGGGAGAGAGUACUUUUGUUACCAAUGAUGUCAUGCUGGGUGGUCCUGCUCAGGCUAGCUUUAUACCCCUUACAGGUCCCAACAUGGGUGGGAAGUCUACCCUACUACGCCAAAUUUGCUUGGCUGUGAUUCUGGCCCAAAUAGGAGCAGAUGUGCCCGCUGCGAGUUUUGAGUUGUCUCCUGUAGAUCAGAUAUUUGUUCGAAUGGGUGCUAAAGAUCAGAUUAUGGCCGGCCACAACACUUUUCUGACUGAGCUUUCUGAGACUGCAUCUAUGAUGAAUUCCGCAACCCGAAAUUCCCUCGUGGCAUUGGACGAGCUGGGACGAGGCACAUCAACAUCAGAUGGACAAGCCAUUGCAACCCAUGGAACCGUUAUUGCAUACUUGAAGCUUGAUGGGGGUUAUUUACUUGCCAGCGAUUCACGACGAGGUUAUCUGUUAGGAGACAAGAGAUACGUUGUUGUUCAGUACGUGGGGGAACGUGUUGUUAAUGAGUACCUUCCCCCCGGAGAAAGUAACCAUAUCCAUAAUUUGAAUGAAACCGUGUACAAGUUGAGAAAUCCCGUGGCUUAUCAAGAGCUUGGAGGAGCGAUUGUCCCUUAUAUUCCUGGUCCAUAG